AUGCCGCGGACUGAUAGCCAAUUGGCGAAGCUAAGUGCCUGCACGCCUUCCCGUUACCGGCGGAGGCAUGUAGGCUUGGCUACUGGUACUCGUUGGGCAUUCGACAGGGCCUCUCCAGAGGCUGUCCGAGCGGAUGAAACACUCCGACUGAACACAGUUAACGCUUAUCUGGUCUCCAGAUACAGCUUCAAAUACACUAAGGGCGUUCAAGCCUUGCUUUUACGAUGUGGUGACAUCCACAAGAACCCGGGACUCCUCAGUGUAACACAAUGCCAAUGGAAUAAAAUUGACAGCUUAUAG
Molecule: messenger RNA, 300 nt
Organism: Phytomonas sp. EM1
Lineage: Eukaryota; Euglenozoa; Kinetoplastea; Trypanosomatida; Trypanosomatidae
Source: the annotation of a GenBank genome assembly